GGAGCCCUGCUCGCCCCAUCCUCAAGCUCGCUCGAUAGAAUUCACGCCUGCUCACGAGACGAGACGAGAGUCCAGACAUAAGGUGCGCCGCCCAUCCAACGGCUCCCGCUCUCAGCAGCGGCACUACCCACCCCUAGCCAAGUGGGAUCACGACCACGACCGCAGCGCACCGCACGAUGUCCCUCAUCUUCAGCGCCAGCACGACGCGCACGUGCCUCUCCGCCGUCGCGCCCUUCGCGUCGCUCCCCGCGUCGUACGUGACCUUCCCCGUCGUCACCCCCGAACCCCGCCCCGCCCCGCGGACGAUCGUCGUCCUUUCCCCGCCCUCGGGCUCCGGUGCGCGCAUGGACGAGGGCUGGGAGGAGAUCGAGCUGCGCCCGAUGGGCGUGGCCGCCAACGGCCACGGCCUGUGGGAGAGACCGAGUGCGCAUAGAUUCGGAGGAGUGGACGAGGGAGCUCGCUUGAGUGGGCGCAGGGCCCCGGUCACGCGCACCGAGACGACCACCUCCGGCUUCUCCGCGCGGCCCCUACAUGAGUCGACAUCCGCGCCCCGCGCCCGCUCAGCCCACUCGAGGUUCGCCUCUACCCGGACAUUGUUUGCUCGGGGCGCGCCGCCCGCGCCGAUGCUGGCAGAGCAGGGCACGCGACUGUGUGACGCCGUGAAGGCGGCGAAGACGACGUUGUUCUCGAGGACACGGAGGGCGUUCAACACUGUGUUCCCCGCUCUGGAUGUGCGGAACCGGGGCGGAUAUGUGCGUCUACGGGGGCGGCAUCAGCGCUGAGCUGCAUGCGCCCGCUCGCCCGUCCUUCGACUACUACCCUGCAUAAUCAGUGCGGAUGCCCUGCGUGACGUGCUCAGUGGCGAGUUCGCCUUGUCCGCGGCUAACGGCCGCGACGUGCUUGUGCUUGUGCUUGUGCUCUUUGCCCCUCCUG
Rhodofomes roseus is the source of this 933-nucleotide messenger RNA. RefSeq lists its product as uncharacterized. NCBI's taxonomy places the organism in Eukaryota, Fungi, Basidiomycota, Agaricomycetes, Polyporales, Fomitopsidaceae. The record is from RefSeq and is a predicted model, not a curated record. The transcript has 2 exons. The coding region runs from base 177 to 782 and encodes 201 amino acids.